This is a messenger RNA of Saccharomyces eubayanus, 264 nucleotides long. RefSeq names its product Dpa10p (gene DPA10). The transcript has a single exon. The coding region runs from base 1 to 264 and encodes 87 amino acids. The record is from RefSeq and is a predicted model, not a curated record. Lineage: Eukaryota; Fungi; Ascomycota; Saccharomycetes; Saccharomycetales; Saccharomycetaceae.
AUGUCACUAAGAAAUAUAUCAACGGUCACAAAAAACCUAAGAUUAACAGCAAAAUGCUUUACCCCAAAGAGCUCACCUACAUCAACAACCAUCCCAGUUAUAAAAGAUGCUAGUACUACUCAUUAUCGUAGAAUGUCUACCAUAAACAACUUUACAAGCUUAAACGGAUAUUCUUCAGUUUCUAAAACUGUCCAUGAUAAGCCCAUUGUUAUCUGCACAGAUAACGAAGAGGUGGAGACUGUAUCGGAGCACGUGAAAGUUUAA